AUGGGAUUCACCCAGAACCAAUCUAGCGUCGUCGGGGGAAGCAACAGCAGCGGGGGCGGUGCGGGAGGUGGUGGGGAUGGUGUCGCACAUUCGCAGUGCAUCAACAGUCCGAGGUACUCCGGCACCAUGACCAGGCGGGCGCAGUCUUUCAAGCGGGGGCACAGUGGCGGGGGCGGCAGCGGCGGGGUGCCUGAGAUUGAGCUCCAGAUCAAUUCCCCGCGGUCCUCGUGCGAGAGUCCGAGCAGCCCCCUCGGUGAUGGUGCCGGGGACUUGGAGAGGAGGCAGGCUGCCCACCUCCAAGGUCACCAGGGCGUCCUGAGGUCCCGGCUGCCGGUGCCGCAGCUCGUGGGGAAGGGGCUGCUCAAGAAGUCAGGACUGGCGGUUGGAGCAGAGUUCGUCCCGCGUGAGAGAAGAAAACUACGAAACCUCAUGUUCUUCUGCUUCUGCGGGGUGUGCUUGCUGUUGGGACUCGCUAAGAUCUGCGCCACAAGAUGGGUCGGGUUCACUGCGAGUGAUCAGGUUGGCCUCUCUCUCUCUCUCUUCUAAUCUUCCCGCCGCAGGUAUUCUUUUACUUUUGUUUAUGAAAUUCAAGAAGAUGUUACAUUCAUUUUUGUUAAAAUUAUCUUCGUAUUUAGGACAAAUAUUUUUUUCUUGAUGCGAAAUAUAAAUGGUUUCCGUUCAAAAAGUACGGUCAUAGUUUUCAGUACGCCGAAGAUUCUAUCCAUUCCGUUCUUUAGUGAGGUGGACCCGGCGCCCGACAUCCACAGUAAUCAUUAAAGGAGACUUACAUCUGAUUAUUCAUAAGCAUCCGACAAUGUUCCGAGGAUAUUAUCCCCGUUGGCUUAUGAAUCAUCAAUCUCUUAAAAAGACAUUGAAAAGUAAAUAAAACCUUGAUCUUGAUUGAUCUCGUGCUCCUGAUUAUAUAAGGUCGAUUGGGUGAAUUACUGGCAGGGAUGAUCCUCCUGCUCUUGUCAUGUUAUGGUGACUAAAGCUUGUGCCGAGCAUUUACUUGAGGCGAAAACAAGAUUUUAUUCCUCGCAGUCUUGCAACUUGUAUAAAAUAAUUGAAACAACUAUUUCAGGAUGUUCGUGUACCUAAUCCUUUUCUUGUUCUGGCUUUUAGGAUAUUUCAGAUAACUAUGUUAGUGUUGAGAACGUUCAGUUGCUUGGUGAGCUUGACCUUAGGGAAGGGAAUGAUGGCGAACGAACACUAAUGACUGUAUCCUCGGACAGCUCUGGACAGAGCAGGAUGAUCGAUGCAAGUUGCCUUCUCUCUCUCUCUCUACACAUAUAUAUCAUACUUUCAUAGUUUCCUCGUGCUUUGUAUUUAAAGAAGGGGACAAGAACAGAGUCACUGAAAUAAUUUUCCUCUUUACAGCUCUCAGGCAUUUGGGCUAAGCCGAGUAGUGAAAAUUUCGCUCAGUGUAUUGGAUCACAAGUCAACAAAAGUAAAGAAGAGGCUGAUUUUAGACUCACUAGCUCUCCAGGUCUGAUCAACUGUGCCUAAAGCAUGUAUCGUGUCCUUUUUCUUGCAGAAUUGGAUGCAAAGACAAAUGGUUUCCUUCUGAUAAACGCGAAUGGGGGCCUAAAUCAGAUGCGAUUUGGGGUUUGACCCCUGUACACAUCUCUACUUUGUUGAUUGAGAUGUCUCUUUACCAUUCCUGAUGAAUUAUCUUUUUAGAAUGCAGAUCUGUGACAUGGUUGCGGUUGCUAAAAUUAUGAAGGCAACGCUCGUUCUCCCCUCGCUUGACCAUACAUCCUUCUGGGCAGAUGAGAGGUCUCAUUCUUGAAAAUGCACCGUCAUUUGUGCCCAUAUGAGGUGUUUAAUUGGAAAAUUCAUUGAUCUCUGGUACUCUUGUAUUCAGUGGCUUCAAGGAUCUUUUCGAUUGGAAGCAUUUUAUUGAGACACUAAAGGACGAUAUUCACAUUGUGGAGUCAUUACCUGCUGCCGUUGAGGGAGUGGAACCUUUCAUGAAAACGCCGAUAUCUUGGUCCAAGGUUUGGCAUGUUUUGGAUGAUUAAAGGAACUCCUUCCUUCGUAUUGAAUAUGUUAUUUAAUUCUACCUUUUUUUCUUCUUCUUCUGAUUUCAGGCCAGUUACUAUAAAGCAGAUAUCCUCCCACUUUUGAAACAGCAAAAAGUUCUAUAUUUUACACACACAGAUUCUCGGCUUGCAAACAAUGGCCUUCCCAGUUCCAUUCAAAAGCUGAGGUGUCGAGUGAACUAUAGGGCGUUAAGAUAUUCUGCACCGAUUGAAGAACUCGGCGCCAUCUUAGUCUCAAGGAUGCGACAAGGCGGGCAGCCCUAUGUCGCACUCCAUUUAAGGCACACAUCUCUGCUCCUUGCGUUCUCUUUCAUUUUUCAGUGCUAUGUGCAAUUCUCAUCCUGUCACUUUGUUUCUAUCUGAUGACUGGUGCCAUUCAUUCAGAAAAUUAUCAUGCAGUUGUGUUGCACUUAGCUUCUAGAUCUUCUCUUUGAAUACUACUUAUGUUUUCCUCUAGGUUUGAUGAGACAUUAUGGACUUGGAUAUUGGUUGCUAGACUGCAUUCUUAUUCCUGUAGAAAGCCCAAAACCAGUUUAUUCACUACAUUCACACCCAUUCUCUCUCUCUCUCUCUCUCUCGCUCUCUCUCUGUCACUGCUAGACUGCAUUAAUCCAUUGUAAAAUAGCAUUUCUUGGUCGUCAUAAUGAUAAUAUCGUCAUUCAUGUUUGAAAUCUAUUUUAAUUGAGGUAUGUUUGAUCUGCAGACGUCUUCUAUUUUUGCUAACAUGCAUCUCCGCUCCCUCUCUCCCAGAUAUGAGAAGGACAUGCUUGCAUUCACUGGUUGCGAUCAUAGCUUGACUGCAGAGGAAGGUGAGGACCUUCGUAAGAUGCGCUACGAAGUCAGUCAUUGGAAAGAGAAGGAAAUCAACGGAACUGAACGGAGGACUCUUGGCGGAUGCCCUCUAACUCCUAGGGAAACUGCCCUUCUUCUGAGAGGAUUAGGUUUCCCCUCAACCACCAGAAUUUACCUGGUGGCUGGGGAAGCCUAUGGGAACGGCAGCAUGAAGCACCUUACAGAUGAGUUUCUGAACAUCUACUCCCAUUCAACCCUCGCCACAGAAGAUGAGAUUGGGCCUUUCAAGAUUCAUCAGAACAUGCUUGCCGGGCUGGACUAUGUGGUUGCCCUACAAAGUGAUGUUUUCAUUUAUACAUAUGAUGGAAAUAUGGCGAAGGCUGUGCAAGGUCACAGGCGCUUUGAAAACUUUAAGAAAACCAUCGUUCCGGAUAGGUAAAUACAUGCUAACUUUGCUUUCAUUAAUCAUUAUGAAUAAAUCGCCGUCGUGUGAUGCUCAUUUAUGCGCUGGUUUGCCCGAUCGAAUAUAUCGCAUUUUUGUAAGUAAUAUCUCCUAGUUCUCUUAUAUAUCACACAGACAUGCAACCGAGGACUAUCAGUUGAAAAAGCUUACCUACACAUGGCUUCAAAUAAUUUCCUUUUAAUACGUGUGCAAGCUUGGUGUUAAUAAGCACAUGCUCUAAAUAUUUUUACAUCUCUGAAAUCAGGAGGACAUCCUGAGUUAAGCACACCAAUGGAUAAGAGUAGGUGUGUAGUCAUCUAUCCGCCUUCUAUAGAAAAGACUAAAGUCUGUUGUUACCAUCAGGAAUAGGAUAUUUUCUUCAUCAAAUCUUAUUAGAUGCUUUUUAGAUGCUUAAUCCGUGGGAUAUUUUCAUCGAGGACUUUUGUGGUUUUGUGGUGACAUUUAACUUUUGUGUCAUUUAUAUCUGAAUCCGCAAAAUGAGAGAGUUCACACCCUGGAUUCCUCUGAAAGAAAUCACUGUCUCUGCAGGCUUAGUUUUGUCAAGCUCGUCGAUGACUUCGACGGAGGGAAAUUAUCGUGGAAGAAGUUUAGCUCGAAGGUGAAGAAGCUGCACAAAGAUCGAAUCGGAGCUCCAUAUCUCAGGGAGCCAGGGGAGUUCCCGAAGCUGGAGGAGAGCUUUUACGCGAACCCACUUCCCGGCUGUAUAUGUCAAACAGAGGCAGCUGAGGGCAGAUAG
Spirodela intermedia is the source of this 4033-nucleotide messenger RNA. NCBI's taxonomy places the organism in Eukaryota, Viridiplantae, Streptophyta, Magnoliopsida, Alismatales, Araceae. The record is from the annotation of a GenBank genome assembly.